AUAUACAGCACACGACUUCAUUCACAAUCAGACAGUAUUGGAUGGGGAGCGUAUAUGAACAAGGCCAGUUCUGCUGUUACGGUGUAUACGAUCUCGUAUUAGAAUAUAGAAUGGAUAGAGGUUGCCUCGGCAGCUGAACCUUAGCUGUUUGCAAAACGCUCACCUGGGGCAGUUAUGCUGAAAACAUCCCUAACGUUUCUGAUGCAACUCAAGGUAACUGAGCCCUAGCGCUGCGCACACUAGUCACUUAUCCCAGGAGACAGUCCCUCGCUUUGGCUUUACAGCCUCCUCAAGAGAGUCUGUCACCUCGUGUUGACAAAGGAUCUCUGUUUCAAACCCCGCUGUUCGUCUCCCCGCCUUCGUUAAUUCAUUGUGAGGAAAUAUGGUGCCUAAACAAGACACCCUAACGUACGUAUUUAGGGGUAAAGCUUCAUACGUAUCAUUUCCUCUGAAAGCCUUCCAUUCCAGGUGAAGGAAACAACCAGUGAAAAAGUAAAAUUCAUAUAGAAUUGAAUAUCGUUUAGUGUCAUUGUACAUAUACAAGGAAAAUGUGCGCUUUCUCCACGCGUGCUAUAUGUAAAUAUAUAAUAAAUAUAUAAUAUAGAUAUGCGGUAUAUAGCUGAAUAGUGAAGCAAAGUGAAUGUGUUGGAUAUAUUCACUAAACACGAUUGACUGAAUCACAACUAAUCACAAUAUGCCGCCAAUAAUACGGCACAAAUCAAAUUUAGAAGAUAGAGAAGGAUAUCACUCAUCCAGUUUUAAUUUGCAAAGUGUACAUGUUUACUGGCAUUAAGACACUCCUUUCUCCCUGAAUGAGUGAAAAAAAGCGGAUUCCUGGCAGUAAUUCAAUUUCCUUAAAUAUCACAGAAUAGUUAUUGAAGUGGGUGUAAUUCUCAUAAAUAUUUAGCACCUAGACUGAAAAUUUUAAUACAAUGCAAAACUAAAUGAAUAGGCUCCACAUUAUCAAUGUCUCGUUUGUGAAAACAUUGUCCCUCGAUCGUUUGCAGACAGUUAUACACUUUUUAGUUUUGUACAUUUUAGUCAAUCGAGAAGUAGUCUACUCAGUGUAGCCUAGUAACCCUCCCCGUAUCAUUUCAUAAUAAUUUCAGAAUUUUCUAAAAUGUUCUUAAUAGUAUUGGAUUAAAAUGACUCACGUCUAAAUUAUAGGUAUAUCUUAAUGUUAGAAUUAGAAACCCUCAGCAGCGACGUUUCAGGCGGAGGCGGACGACGACUGAAGCGGUACCGCGAACAGCCUCCGGGAGGCGCAGCGGCACCGCGCUGCACAAGAGCGAGAUUAUAAAUACAACGUCUUUCCGUCGGACGGCGGUGUGAGUCGGAGGGGGAGGAAGCUGGAAUACGUCAGAGAAGCAGAAUGGCGGAGGCAGGCUGAGAGAAGACGGUCAGGAAAGCAGCGGCUAGCCAUAAACAGCGGCCGCGGAGAGAAAUAAAAAAGCGCGGAUUCGGCGAGCGGCUCGUCCGUCGUUCACAGAACCGCCACUGAACGUCGAUAAUGGAAAAAGCAGAGGGCAAAGGCGGCGAAGCGGCCGCCGGGGCGGACGCCUCCGCCGAAAGUUGUGAUGUGCCGAGGCAUUUGUUGCCAGUCGCGGUUUCGUCCAGCCAAGAUGGCGAACAAGCCGCGAGCGAAGCGCUGGCGCCGGAGCUGGAGCCCACCGGCCGGCGGAGGAACACCGCGUCCCCAGCGGCACUGCAGAGACCGGCGGACGAGGCGCCGCGGCUUCACUUCCAGAUCCCGCGGAAGAAUAAAGAAAGGAAAGCCCUGUUCCAGCACAUUGCCACCGGGUCCCGUGAGUUCGAAGACCUCGUGAAGAUUCUCUCUUCCUGUUACCGGGACACCACCUCGGCUGGGACCUUCUCCUACACCAAGGCCCGGCUCGUUCACAGCGAGUUGCUGGAGAAGGAUUUCAUUGAGAAGAGGAGAGAGCUCAAGCAGGAUGGGCGAACGGACAAGGAGCUGUCAGAAUCUUAUUGCUUCCUUCUGCCAGAUCUGGCCAAGCUGCACUCCGUCUGCGAGAAGGGCCUGACGGUGGGACACAGCAGGAUCAGCAUCCUGGGGAACCCCGCCAUGGGAGUUUAUCUCUCCAAGUACUCAGACUUGUUGCAGAUGAACCCUUUCGACCCCGGUGCCUCUGGAGAGAUUAUUAUUUUUAAAGUUAUGAAGGGAAAGGUAAAGAGCAUAUAUGAGAAUAUAUCGAAGAAUGUUUUGGACCCCACUCCCAAGUUCGACUGUCAUGUUUCUAAGAACGCUGCCAAGGUCACCUCUCUGCGGUCGUACCGGGCAUUUGAGUUGACGCAGCAAUACUUCUACGAGUACGCCUUUGACGAAAUCAAGUCGCGCCCCAGACAUGUGUGUCCGUACGCCGUGGUGUCCUUCCUCUACAAAGGCAAAGAGGGCACGCCCCCCCCUAAACCCAUGGCCCCCAUCAGGUCAAUCAGUGGCGUCUCUGACGGACCGAAAGGCAAGUGCAGCUAUACGGUGUGGAGCGGCCAGCUACUAAACGGCGGCAAAACCGUCCACCACGUCUGCCUCCAGUCCCACAUGUGCCCCUUCCUUCCAUUUAAGCUUCCGGAAAAGCUCGAGAUCGGCACGGUGAUGGACCUCGACCAGGUGAAGCGGAAGAUUCCAGCCAUUCUCUUCUCACUGGACACUUACUGCGGGGUGCGAGAAGUGUUGAAGAGCGGGAUGUACUGCAGCCUGUUCGAAGUGGUGGAUAGAGGCAAACCUGGAUCGGGCCUGUCAGGUCUCCUCCAGAAGCUGGAAAGGGAGAGAAUGGUUCUCGUCAACCCCUUGUUGGAUAGGGGCUUCCUCUUCCUGCUAUCUUCUGCGCAGAUGGUCAGUUCCAUCGACCGGCGAGCCGACCGCACGAGGUCUCUGCAGGCCCUAUUCGUCUUUCAAGAGCCCCGGGGGGUCGCCAAGUUCCAGUCAAAGCGGCCCACAGCCCAGGACACGCUGGUUUCUGGCCAGAAGGAGCCCGUCAUGCCCCAGCUGGACACCUUCGUCCCCGCCCUUCAUUAUGCUCUGAUGAAGGUGCGCUUGAACCCGCCGCCGGACCUCGCUGCCGGAGUGCAGCGCCAGGCCCGUGAUUACCUGAGCGGCUGUAGCGGAGGGAAGGUGCGCCUCUAUUACAUGACGGAGUACCAGCAGAACCUGGACGGGGUGCACAAGUUGCGGCCAAUGCUCUGGCGGGGGCACAACCGCGAGCGCUGCCUGCGGGCCUAUCUGUACGGGCCGUCCUUUUACCUGCUGCCCGUGAAGCAGGCCAAGGAGAUGAUGGAGAGCGGCCGCUGCCCGCCCGAGUACAGCCCCGUGUCUGACUGGGAGGGCUCCGACGGGCAGCCCAGCGACGGCAAGCAGGCGGCUGUGGCGGCUCGCUCCAAUGGCGCCCACGGGCCGCAGGCCACCAGCGCCGACAACGACCCCGAGAAGAUGAAGGAGCUGCUCAGGCUCAUCCAGAUGUGCAAGAGGAACUUUGAGGGGGACGGCCGGCUGGCAGCCGAGGGCCGUGAUGCGCCCGAGGAGGCCGUCUGGGAUUCCCGUGCCCCCAAGAGGAAGCUGGAGCAGGCGGCCGCCGAAAGUGCCGUCAAGUACUUGAGGGCUGACUUCCUGGACAAUGGGGAGCACAGCAGAGUGAUGAACAGCAUGGGGGUCCGUGAUGCGUACCUGAAGAAGGAUGAUCCUGUGGAUGCGGCGAGGUCAGCGGGGAGCAGAGGAGGACCAGCCGGGGACGAUGGCAGGGAGGCCCUCGAGUAUGACUUGCUGACCCGGCUUGGAUUGCCUGCCCAGCACCACGCUGAUCUUCAGAACCAAGCGACUGCCGAGGGGGAACUGGAUGUGCAGGAGCCCGCGGCCGGCGGCAUUGGCAGCCCCGAGGCAUUCAGCCCAUGCUCCAUCGGCGAGCAGCAACCCCGCGCCUCCGAGCCGCCCGGCGACGAGCAUGUCCCCUGGAAUCUCAUUCCCAUCACGGACGACGAUGAUGCAGCGGGAGCCCAUGUCCCGAAGCCCCAGCUGGGGUCUGACCAUGCCCCAGCCGAAGGGACGCGCAACGGGCUGUCGGAGACGGUGGCGGCGGUAGCAGCGGACGACCACGCGGACGCCGAAGUGGGAGACGAGUGGGCAGAGGGCCUGUCGCCGGGCCGGAAGGCGGCCUUCCAUCGGCUGGACAACAUCCUUGACCAGGAGCUGGGCGAGUUCUCCACAGAAAUACACAGCCUCCUGAGUGGGGAGCGCGUCCGCUACACGCCUGACCAGUCUACCCUGGCACACCGGCCCAGUUCCUGGAUGGCCAUGGUGCCUUUCUCUGAGUACGUCUCGGACUAUGUGCCGCCGGUGCCCGUGCAGAGCUACGUCAGUGCGUUGUGUGAGAAGAUGACGCGCGUCAUGAACUCGGAGGCAGCUCAGGGAAGGACACGUACCCCUCCGUGCGGCUCGGGUCCUGAGCCCACCUUCACAGUUUCCCCCACACCUCCACCGUCCCUGUUCCUGCCCACCGUCUCUGCUCCUCCGCCAGACCCCACCCCCAUUCUCUCCUCCCAGCCAAGCCCCCUCACUACCUCGCCCCCGCGGCGGCGGCAUCAAGGUCUACCUCAGAUCUCUCAAGAAGUGCCCCCGCGGGUCCAGAAAGUGCCCAGGGUCCCGAAGAAGCCGGAUCCGGACCCGCCCAAGCCGACCCGGCACGACGAUGGCGUAAUUGCAGCAAACAGAAGUGCUGCCAAGCCGGAGCCCGUCCCCCCGGCAGUGGAACCCGCCUCAGGUCCGGCCCACGGCUCCGGACCCAACUCUAUCAGCUGCCUGAUCAGCCAACUGAAGCCCGAGGUGUUCAGCAGCCUGGUGGAGAUCAUCAAGGAUGUCCGCAAGAACACUGUUAAGUUCUACAUCCACUCGCAGGAGGAGAGUGACGUAUGCGUGGAGAUAAAGGAGUACCUGAUGAGGCUCGGCAAUGCAGAGUGUAACCCCCAAAGCUUUUUGGAGAGCAAGAACAACCUAGACAAGCUGCUCAUCAUCAUCCAGAAUGAGGACAUUGCUGCCCACGUUCACAAGAUCCCAGCGCUGGUCUCGCUGAAGAAGCUGCCAUCGGUGAGCUUUGCCGGAGUGGACAGUCUGGACGACGUGAAGAACCACACGUACAACGAGCUGUUCAUCUCCGGCGGCUUCAUCGUGUCGGAUGAGUUUGUGCUGAACCCAGACUUCAUCACGUACGAGAAGCUUCAGGCUUUUUUGAAGUUCUUGGAGGAGCAGAGCAGCCCGGACAACAUCUGGCAGUGGAAGGUUCACUGUAAGAGCCAGAAGAAGCUGAAGGAACUUGGCAGGUUAAAUGGCGACGCCUUGAGUCUGCUAAACCUGCUCACCACCUACCAGAAGAGACACCUGGUGGAGUUUCUGCCGUACCACGAGUGCGACGGUCCAACCCGCCACGCCCCGGACCUCGACUGUCUGGUCAGGCUGCAGGCUCAUCACACGCAGCAUCGGCACAUCAUCUUCCUCACAGAACGCCGAUUUGAGAUGUUCCCCCACUACUCCAACAACGGCAUCGUCAUUGCCACCAUGGAUGACAUCAUGAACAGCUUCCAUAGCCUCAUCGGUUUCCAUGACGGCAAGGAAGACGUGCCAAUUGCCGAGCACCCUGCCGAGUCUGAGCGCGAUGCAGGCAAAGAAGAUGCAAAGGACGAGUGCGUGGAGGAGGAGGACAUGUCACUGGACUCUGAGGAGGAGUCCCCGCCCAUCGAAAGGCCUGGCCCACAGCUUCAGGAGGAGAGCAUGGAGCUGCUGCUGCCGCAGCCGCCCCCGCCCCCCUCUCAGGAGUUCUGCCCCCCUCUCCCUGAGGAGCCAGCCCGGGACACUUCCCCGGAGCAGCUGGACAUGGACGCCCUGAACACGGCCAUCUGCCACUUCCAGGCCUCCGCCCAGGCUGCCAGCUCGCCACUGGACUUUGAGGUGGGCGGAGCUUCACCAGGGGCCUUCAACGUCAACCCCCACCAGAGCUUCCUGUGCCCGGUGCCACUGCCCACACCCAGCUCCAACUCGUCCGGCGCCCAGACUCGUCCCGCCUCCCCCUACGGCACCUCCCAGGGACAGGACUGCAGUCUGGCUUCCUCCACCCCCCCUCCCAACCUCGUACCCUCUGCAAGCCAAGAUGUGACCCCAGCACCUCCCGCUGCGGCCGUGAUUCUGAAUCCUCCAGUUCCCUGUCCUCCUUUGCCAAAUGUGGGCGCUGGCGGGACAGAUACCCUAAGGCCUGUCACUGCGUCACUGUGUGGUCCACUGGAUCAGUGUAAUGCGAUGCCAGGUCCUGCAGCGUUACCUCUGGUGGCGCCUCCCACCCCAGCUGCCCUUGGCCAGCAGGGCCCCGUGGCUCCACCCGUGCCCCCCCCCUCCCUAGGGAUGUCCUAUUUCCCCAUUGGAGGGGUGACCGGCAGGGAUGACUGGCCACCUCACAGUUGGAGCCAUGUGGGUGAGGUGGGCACGACCUCUGGGACUCCCACCAGUCAGGAGGACGGGUCGCUUGGCCCGGGACACUCAUCCGCUGCCGGGAACGAAGCGGCCGGCACCACUAACAGCCAGGCAGGGGCCACCCUAAAUUCUGUGACUGCCCAGGGAGGGGUGAAGCCGGGCAGCUUGGGCAGCACUGCCGGCACCCAGGGCUGCUCGGCUCCCCUUCCCAACACCACAGCUCCGAGACCAGAGCUUGCAAACCCUGUGCGAGAGGCCCCCAAGGGCUCCGGGCUGCUGCCAACCCCUCCCAGAGUGGGCAGCGUCAAUGGGCGCGGGCAGGGCCUGGGCAUGAGUAUGCCCUCCAACGGGCCCCGGGGCCUGCUUAGGCAUGGCCUGGAGCCUCGGGGGCUGGCCUGCGGCUGGCGCUUUCCACACGGGAGGGGAGCCCCGCGUCCCCCCACCAUGGACUUCACACAGGACCCCUACCCCUGGAGGGAAGAGUACUACAAGCAGGGAGAGGGCUACCGCAACCACAGGAACGAUUACAACUGCUGGUGAGCUGGAGACUGAUGUACAGUGCGCUCUUCAAACGGACUGAAGGGGGAGCCCCUGUUUUCUACCAGUAAAUGAAAUAAAAUAAGAUGCAGGCACAGACCAGAGUUCCACGCUCCUCUAUUGAUUCAUUUUUGGCUCUUCAGCCCUUUCAAACCACUGUAUUUCUAAUUGCCAAGAUUAUUUUAUUGCAGUGUUCGGUUUGUUAGCCCCCCAGUACAUGCUGGAUUUGCAGGGGCACAUGACUCCCCCUCCCACCGUUUUUUUUUUAAUUUAAAUGUAGCCAGGUGGUGUUGCACUGUGAGCCACUGGUUUUAAUGUUCUUUUGUACAUAUUAGUUGUUCAAAAUUGAGGUUUAUAUUAAAAUAUGCCUGUAUCAAAAUCUGUUCCUCAAUAA
This is a messenger RNA of Brienomyrus brachyistius, 7397 nucleotides long. RefSeq names its product transcription activation suppressor a (gene tasora). The coding region runs from base 1511 to 7006 and encodes 1831 amino acids. The record is from RefSeq and is a predicted model, not a curated record. Gene Ontology annotation, biological process: negative regulation of gene expression, epigenetic; protein localization to heterochromatin. Gene Ontology annotation, cellular component: heterochromatin; nucleoplasm. Lineage: Eukaryota; Metazoa; Chordata; Actinopteri; Osteoglossiformes; Mormyridae. The transcript has 23 exons. Gene Ontology annotation, molecular function: chromatin binding.